Molecule: messenger RNA, 1083 nt
Organism: Lycium barbarum (goji berry)
Lineage: Eukaryota; Viridiplantae; Streptophyta; Magnoliopsida; Solanales; Solanaceae
Product: protein NDR1-like
Exons: 2
Coding region: 209-823 (204 amino acids)
Biological process (GO): defense response to other organism
Source: RefSeq, a predicted model, not a curated record
GGGUAUUUACUUACCCAGUGACCAGAAAUUCAUAAGUGCUCACAUACUCAUUUACAAGCACUUCCCAAAACCAAAAGUGUAAUUUUCCCAGAUUCUUCUUAAACUCAAGAUUUUUCCUUCUCAUUCUAUAAAAUUAGUGAUCUAAAGUCAAAUUUUAAUAUAUCUUCAUCUCAUCUGUUUUUCUCCUUGAAAAACCAAGUUUUUUCUCAUGUCUGACUAUGGAUCCGACAACACAUGCUGCUUUCGUUGCGCCAAGUUUGUAUUAACUGCAGGCUUAUCAGCUCUCUUCAUCUGGCUAAGUUUAAGAACCACCAAACCAUCAUGCUCCAUAGAAAAUUUUUACUUACCUGCCCUUAACAAAUCUGAUAAUUCCAACACAACAAGAUCCAACCAUACACUCUUCUUUCAGCUCAAUUUGAACAACAAGAUGAAGGACAAAGGUGUUCGUUACGACGACAUUAAAUUACGCUUUUACUAUGGUACAAAUACCAGUUUCCUUAUAGGUAAUUAUACAGUACCUCGAUUUUACCAAGGCCAUGACAAGAAAGCACAUAAAAAGGGGAUGUUCAAAACUGAAAAAUUGCCUUGGGAUGAUGCUUUAAAGAUUGUUUCAAAUGGGUCAAAUGUUGUUUUUAGGGUGGAUGUGACUACAACAGUCAGGUACAAGGUUAUUUUUUGGUAUAGUAAGAGACAUAAUGUAACUGUGGAAAAUAGAACAGUGAGUGUGGAUGGUUCAGGUAAAUCAAGUGCACAACAGCUUCAUCGCUAUCUUAUGGCUUUUGGGUUUCCCCUAAGUGUUUUGGUCAGCUUGCUUCUUUUGUGAUAAAUGACUUCUCGACAAAGAUUCUUCAAAAUGUUGUCACACCCGUAUCGGAUCCUCCAACCAAAAAUUUUGCAGAGUCUAAUUAAGGUACAAAUAGACAAGGUACAAAUAGACAGAAGUGUUAUCUUUCCCUGCAUUUGUUCUUUAUAAAUUUAUGUUGUUGUUGUUGUUUAAUGUGGUAGAUCUAUGACCUUUUUUCUUGGAUAUUGCUUUUACACAUUUAUAAGUGGUUAUAAAAGAACCAUGUAGUAGUUUGUUGA